GGACGUGCACGGUUUGGCGGAUAAUGGAAAUAGUAGAGCAAGUUAGCCAUUUAAAGAGGCAGUUGUGAGUUGUGCGAGCCAGCAAAGGGAACCUACUUGGUGAGGGUGAACGGUGUGAUAAGCGGAGGUGUGUGCGCGACCACCCUUCCGGUUAGUGAAUACGUGCGAGUAUAUGCGAGAGAGCGCGCAAGCAGUCAGUGCGGGAGAUAAGCGAGAGCGCGCACACGUUGUGAGUGCAUUGCUUCGUGGUGUUUGGGUAGACAGCGGUGUUGGUUUGGGUGUCGCUUUCGCUGCCGGUGUCGAUGUCUAAUGUCGGUGGAAGCUAUUGGACGACACAGGCGACUUCGUAAAUGUCAAGUGUAAUGCCACAAUCGCAAUUGCUUGCGCCUAUCAAGCAGCAGUAACAGCAACAGCAACAACGUAAGCGGCAAACAAUUGGCGAAGAGUGUGAGUGGUGAGUGAACGAGCGCGCGGAAAACGGAAACGGAAAGAACCAAAGCAGCGGCGAAAUACAUACAUACAUACGCUUAUAAGCGAAGUGAAUUUGUGUGUGUAUGUGUGCUAGAAAUGUAACGCGCGACUUUCGCAAAGCAUUCGCCAUCGUGAACGCUGCUGCAAUUGCAUUGCACUGAUUGUGUUCGAGUGCUGAGUGAGCAAUAAAAAAUCGCAAUCGAAUUGCAUUGAAAGGCGCGCGAGUGGUAAUUAUAAAUUUCACGUUACUUUAAAGGAGUUCGUGGCUUUAAUCAGUGUGCGAGUGACAAGCGAUGCGGAAAGUUCAAGUCGCUGCAAAUCGGUAAAUAUUUGUAAAUGGCCAGUGAAGUGAGCAAAUCACAUACAUACAUACUUAAAUAUCUGGUAUGUUUACAAGAUUUGAGCGUUGGCGAAGUGUGACGGUGCGCAUAGUAUAAUAGAAUUUCAGUGAAAACAAAAAAGUGCCAAAUUUGUUUACCACAUACAUAUUCAUACUUACAAGAGGCCAAAUUUGGUUAAACAAAAGGUGCAAACACGAAACCAAAUAUAAUUGGAAGAUCUGUGUGUGUGCGGUGAUCUGCUUUGAAAGUGUAAAGUUCAAAUUUAUUUCAACUGCCAAAUAGUGAGUUUCAAAGAAAUAAACCGAAAGUAAAGAUAAGGGUGUAAAUCAAAAACAUCACCUGACGAGAUAUACCUAAAAGUAACAGGAAGUGCAGGGAAUAGACACAGUGUUGGUGAUAAUAUUUCACUUAAAGAUUUGCGAGUGAUUUGGGAAUUUGAAUAUAAGAGUUGUGAAUAGAUACCAAAAUCAAAAGAAAUAAGGGAAAGUAUAUACUAAAUUGUACUAAAUUAAAGUUCAAAUUAACUAAACGGCGAUUGCGCUAUUUUAAUCAAUAAAAAACAAAAAAAUUGUGUAAAGCGGCAAAUUUCCUGAAAGCGGCACCAAGUCGGAGCAACUAGAAUCAAGGCAGCCGAAACAAAUAAGAAUUACAAAUCCUAAAACCGCGCGUAAAGACAACCAAAACAAAGCCAUGAGGACAAGUUGCCAUAUUCUUGUGCUUUUGCUUCUAUCACAUCUCGAUGCCACUUUGGCCGAGGUCUUCGACACACAUCUGCGCGGUCCCGGCUUCGUAAUGGAGCCGCCCGGUCGGGUUGAAUUCUCCAACUCGUCUGGCGGUUGGCUCGACUGUUCGGCGUCCGGCAGCCCACAGCCCACCAUCGAUUGGGUGCACGCGGACGGCACUGCAGUCUCGGAAAUUCACGGCGUGCGACGUGUACUGCGCAACGGCACGUUGGUGCUCUUACCAUUUCCGGCGGCGGCCUACCACCAAGACGUGCACAAUACGAUUUACCGUUGCAUCGCCAGCAACAGUGUAGGGCGCAUCGUGUCGCGCGACGUGCAAGUGCGUGCCGUUGUUGCGCAGGCAUAUAAAGUGGAUGUCGAGGUGCUGUCUGCCGCCCGAGGAUGCACCGCCAUACUGCGCUGUGUCGUGCCGACGUUCGUUAAGGAAUUGGUGCGAGUGGUCUCGUGGGUUCAUGAACCUGCUAUCUACAUCUACCCAUCACUGCAAGGAGAUGGUAAGUUCCAUCUACUGCCGACCGGAGAGCUGCUCAUUCACAAUCUGCAGGAGAGCGAUGAAUCACAGUCGUUUCGCUGUCGCAGCAUGCACCGUUUGACGCGUCAAGUGGUCGUCAGCUCCCCAACUCGUCUCAGAAUAAACUCUCACCGUGGCAUUAUUUCACCGAGCGUCGUCGAACAUACCUCCCAUGUACAAGUGUCACAAGAUGAGGGUGCUGUGCUGUUAUGCGUAGCUCAGGGCUGCCCUUCGCCGGAGUACAACUGGUACACCCAUAACGGCCCCGGCCCACUGCCUGUGCUUAGCGGGCCGCGUGUUCGGCUGCUCGGUCCCAUACUCGCCAUUGAGGCGGUGACGAGUGAAGAUUCGGGUGUUUAUAAAUGCACCGCCAGCAAUGUGGGCGGCGAGGCGAGCGCCGAAUUGCGACUCUCUGUUGCCACGCCCAUUCAAGUGGAGAUCUCACCGAAUAUACUGAGCGUACAUAUGGGCGGCAACGCGGAGUUUCGCUGCAUUGUGACCAGCAACGGCAGUCCGGUCGGUAUGCAGAAUAUACUUUGGUACAAAGACGGACGACAGCUGCCCUCAUCGGGCCGCAUCGAGGACACACUAAUGGUGACGCGUGUAAGCCGUGAAAAUCGCGGCAUGUACCAGUGUGUGGUGCGACGACCCGAAGGCGACACCUUUCAGGCGACAGCGGAGUUGCAACUAGGAGAUGCGCCGCCAGUGCUGCUUUAUAGCUUCAUCGAACAAACGCUGCAGCCGGGACCGGCUGUGAGCUUGAAGUGCUCGGCAGCCGGAAAUCCAACACCGCAAAUUUCAUGGACACUGGACGGAUUUCCACUCCCAUCAAACGGAAGAUUUAUGAUUGGGCAAUACAUCACUGUCCACGGCGAUGUAAUUAGUCACGUCAACAUUAGCCAUGUCAUGGUGGAAGAUGGCGGCGAAUACUCCUGCAUCGCGGAGAACCGUGCGGGGAAGGUGCAGCAUGCGGCACGUUUAAAUAUUUAUGGUCUACCCUACAUCCGCCUCAUACCGAAAGUAACUGCCGUGUCGGGUGAAACCCUAAACUUGAAGUGUCCCGUAGCUGGCUACCCCAUCGAGGAGAUACAUUGGGAGCGCAACGGCCGCGAACUACCAGAUGAUAUCCGGCAACGCGUGCAGCCGGACGGCUCGCUGACCAUCACACCGGUGCAGAAAAACACCGAUUCGGGCGUGUACACAUGCUGGGCGCGCAACAAGCAGGGCCACAGUGCACGGCGCAGUGGCGAAGUCACAGUCAUAGUUCCUCCUAAAUUGAGCCCCUUUCAGACGUCGAUUCUACAGCUAAAUAUGGGCGACCGGGCAUCGCUCACCUGUUCAGUGGUAAAAGGUGACUUGCCGCUGACCAUCUCCUGGCGGAAGGACAACAGGCCGAUCGAUCCGACGCAGCAUAUGUCCGUGAAGCAGGUGGACCAGUACAACAGCAUUUUGGUCAUAGAAACGCUCGGCUCCGAUCACACCGGCAACUACUCAUGCGUCGUGCGCAAUUCAGCAGCCGAGGUAGAGAACUCUCAAGCGCUGCUGGUCAAUGUGCCGCCACGUUGGAUUGUCGAGCCGGCCGACGCAAAUGUGGAACGCAACCGUCACAUCAUGUUGCAUUGUCAGGCGCAGGGCGUGCCAACGCCUAGCAUCGUUUGGAAGAAGGCUACAGGUAGCAAGUCGGGAGAGUAUGAGGAGGUGCGAGAGCGACCUUUCACCAAGCUGCUGAGCAAUGGCUCACUGCUGCUUCAACACGUCAAGGAGGAUCGUGAGGGUUUCUAUCUGUGCCAAGCGAAUAACGGCAUCGGCACCGGCAUCGGGAAGGUUAUACAAUUAAAAGUUAACUCCUCGCCGUACUUCUCAUCCACUUCACGCUCGGUAAUGGUGAAAAAAGGUGACACUGCACUGCUGCAAUGCUCCGUCAGCGGUGACAAACCGAUUAAUAUCGUUUGGAUGCGUUCGGGCAAAAACACACUGAAUCCAUCAACAAAUUACAAAAUUUCGGUGAAGCAGGAGGCCACGCCCGACGGUGUUUCUGCCGAGCUGCAGAUACGGAUGGUGGAUGCCAGCGAUAGUGGACCGUAUUUCUGUCGCGCCAGCAAUCUGUAUGGCAAUGAUCAGCAGUUGGUGCAGCUGCAAGUGCAGGAGCCACCGCAACCGCCCACUGUUUUGGAGGCGGCCAUGAUUUCCAGCCGUUCGGUGAAUUUGAAGUGGCAGCCGAAAAGCGUGAAUACAGCGGACAUCUCCAAAUAUAUUGUGGAGUUCAAGGAAAUGGACCCGCUCUUCAUUGAGCAAUGGCAGCAUGUCGAGGUGAAAGAUCCACCAACUUACACAGCUCUUAUCGAGAAUUUAAAGCCGGCCACCCGUUACUCUUUUCGAGUGAUAGCCGAAGGUACCGCCGGUCGCAGUGCUCCGAGCCAAGAGUUAGUGGUGCGCACCGAGCCACAACGCCCGGCCGGGCCACCACUUAAUCUCUCCGUUCGUCCGUUGUCUUCCACAGAGUUGCUUGUCAGUUGGUUGGCGCCGCUGGUCGAACUGCGUCAUGGCGAUAUACAAGGCUACAACGUCGGCUACAAGUUGGCCAGUUCGGGUAAUUCAGCUUACAACUUUACCUCGGUAUCCGGUGACGGCGAUGGCGGCACCGGUGAACUCUUGCUAAGUAGCCUACAGAAAUUCGCGCGCUACAAUGUGGUUGUACAGGCAUUCAAUCAAGUGGGUCCCGGCCCGCUUUCCGAACCGGUGUCGGCGCAAACCAUGGAGGAUGUGCCGAGUCGACCGCCUGAGGAUAUCCGUUGCGCAGCGUUGACCUCGCAAUCGCUGCAAGUUUCCUGGCAACCGCCACCGAUAUAUCACACCAAUGGACUGUUGCAGGGUUAUAAACUCAUUUUCGAGCCUAUUCUAGAUGACUUCUCACUCAACAAGGACGAAGUUGAAUCACGCAAGACAACCGCGCUGACCACGGUGCUGACGGGCUUACGUAAAUACACCAACUACAGCAUUCAAGUGUUGGCGCACACACGCAUGGGUGACGGUGCUCUAUCCAACCCAUUGUACUGUCACACUGAGGAGGAUGCGCCCGAAGCGCCCGCAGACAUUAAGGUGGUCGUUAGCACGCCACAAUCUUUGUAUGUGUCCUGGCUGCCACCAACAGAGCCGAAUGGGGUCAUCACAAAAUUCAACUUGUAUAUGCGUGUGGUAAAUGGCCGGGAGGAAUUGAACAACGAAAAACGAAGUCUGCCAUCGCAGCAAGUGCACUUCGAAGCGAAGAAUCUGCACCCACACAUCGAGUAUCAGUUUUGGGUGACCGCAUCGACGCGUGUCGGCGAAGGCAAGAGCUCACGUGUUGCAUCGCAAAUCACAACGAAUCGUGUGCCUGCGCGCAUUGUCUCAUUCGGCGGUCCGAUAGUGCGACCAUGGCGUUCAACGGUCACAUUGCCCUGCACGGCUGUGGGCAAGCCGAAGCGCGAGUGGUACAAAGCGGAAACGCCACUGCGACAAGGUGGUCUGCACAAUUCACAGUUACUCGACUCGGGCGACCUAAUCAUUUCGAGUUUGCAAAUUUCGGAUAGCGGCAACUACAGUUGUCAAGUGGACAAUGGCAUCGGCACAGACCGUCUCACGCAUGUGCUGCUUGUGCAGGUGCCGCCGUCGGCGCCGGUGCUUUAUGUAACCAGCGCAACUUCCAGCAGUAUUUUGAUGCACUGGAAGUGCGGAUUCACCGGCAAUGCACCCAUCACUGGCUACACGCUCUUCUAUCGGCGCGCCAACAGCAAUAUGGAUGAGAUGCUUUUGUCGCGUCACGCGUCAAGUCACGAGCUGAAGGGACUGGUUUGUGGUAGCACUUAUCAAAUCCAUUUGACUGCUCACAAUAAAGUGGGCACCUCACCGGCCAGCAUAACUCUCCACGUGCGCACUCAAGGCCAGUCCCCAGGUAUGCCUUCGACUACGAGCUUGAUUGCGCCCAACUCCACUUCGGUAUUAGUGCGGUUGCACACUUGGCCAGAUAAUGGUUGCCCCAUUCUCUACUUCGUUCUACAAUAUCGCCCAGUUACUGAUGAGGCAGAGCGUGACUGGAUACUGGUAUCCAACGCAUUGAAACCGCAACGUCGUUUCACCAUUUCCGGUUUGCAACCAUCGACUCUCUACCAGCUGCGCAUGGAGGCGCACAAUGUGGCCGGCGUAUCACAGGCCGAGUUCACAUUCGUCACACUCACCAAGGAUGGGGAGCAGCCACCGCCGGAGAUUGUACAGCGCGGCCAACGUGGCUCGAAGGUUUUCUAUGGCAAUGUGAAUCUAUUGAUACCGAGCAUCGCCACGUUGUCUGGCAUGAUUUGCACAAUUGCGCUGGUGGUCAUGUGCUAUCGACACAAGCAAGGUAACCGCAUACAAAAGGAAUCACUGGAAAAUCGGCAGAACUCAGAGGCUGCGCAACGGGAACGCUAUUAUGCCACCAUUCAUAAAGUGUCCAUGCAGAAUAACGACAAAAUACCGGAGACAUCCGAGGAUAUUUCACCGUACGCCACAUUUCAAUUAUCCGAGACGGGAAACAUGUCACAGCCACAUCACGCCGGCCCGGCUAAUACGCUUUUGCAUUCCUUCAUGUACCAUGAGCGUGCUCUGACCGAGGGCUGCUCGUCACCACCACCCGCAGCGGUACUAAAACCAACCCAACACCAAAACCACCACCAUCACCUCAACUAUCAUUACAACCACAGUCAACGUCCAUCAAUGACAAACUAUAAUCAUUAUCAGACCUCGCCAUUUCAUAAUAUCUCCUCGAAGAACCGGCGACGUCACUCGCGUAAAACGGAGCCGGAGAGCGAAGAGUCCGAAUCGGAUCAGGAUCAAUUGACCUCAAGCCGCACAGAGUCUUCCAAUCAGCACGAGGGAAAAAUCAAGCACAGUAUCAUCUACCAUGGAGCACAAUCAAGCACAUCCUCAGAUCUCUCACCAAUGUCCGAACAAAAGUCAUUGCCACGACGCGGUCGCUCAAGAGCUGGAGGUAUACGCGCCCUGCAUCCGUUGCAGCUGCAGGCUGAAUGCACCGUAUUGCCCAGCAGCGGAUUUCACCAGCUGCCCGUCGAGACCGAGCGCAUCGAGCUGUCCGAGGUGGAGUGCGAUGUGGACACACUGAAGAAACUGAAAUUGGGUAUGCGCUCAACGUUGUGGUCGAGACCGUCGUCGACCACCUCACAGCUGCAGCAAAAGCAACAGCAACAGCAGGAGACGCGCUGCGUGCAGCCGCCGCCGCAAAAGACCCAACAACAUGCUCAGCCGGCACAGCAGCAGCAGCAGCAACAACAACCACAACAGUCGCGACAACAACACUCGCCGGCACCAGCACAACAAAAAUUGCUGAGUGAGAAGUCCGAUUACUCGAUAUCCGUGUGAGAUUAGAAGUUGCAGCAGUUUUAAGCUUGUGGCAGACACAGUGGCCAAGUCGCCACACGCCACACAUAAAAGGGCUUGCUGCUACAUUAACGGUAAAUUGAUUAAUUUACUGGAAAUGUGUGUCAAAUAUCGGUGUUUGGUGAAUAACUUUUGCCGUGCACUUUCAACUGACCAACGGAGGGGUCUCGUACGAGGUAUAAAUACCAGUAGUGAAUGAGAAUGUUGAUGUUGUUGUUUACAUAAAUGCAUAGAUAUAGCAUCCCUUACUAAUUUCCCACGCGUUAAGAGUACCCUAUUUGUAAGAACCUUUGACUCCCACGAAAUUGUCACACCCCUCUCUUUUUCUCGCUGGAAACUCAACUCUGCACACGCCCACAAAGGAAUACAGAUGAAUUUAAACUUUCGGACAAUCAAUCAAAAUUUCUACAAGACUUAAAAUAAUAAUAUACACACGAACACACACACACGCACGCAAACAUUUAUCCAUUUUUGGUGAUGCCGCAUGUAAAAAUCAUUCCCACACCCCCGAAUGCUUAACCAAACUCUCAAACCAAACGCCCUCCCCACCACCUACCCAGCGUUUAGUUACUCUUUGUAUGUGUUGGUUAAUAUGUUAGUCAGUAAGUACUUGAGUCAACUUGAGGUUGUAUGUGCGAGGUUUUAUUUAAACACCUGCUUGUAUGUCCAAUAAAGUAAGAGGUAAGUCAUCGGCAUAACUGUUUAAGAUUAAGGACUGUACCAAAUCAUCUCAAAUGGAACGAAAUUAGAAAAUUAAGUGUAAAUAUCCAUUACCAGUUGGAAACCACGUUAAUUGUAUAUAUGUAUGCAAAUUCAUAUUGAUAUAUUUAACUAAAAUAGCGAAGAGUUGGCAUCAAUGUUUCAGCAUCAUAAGGUUGUCUAAAGCCGGCUUCCACGCAAGACGGCGCUAGAGCGCGCAUGCUCUGCCAAACACUUCGAUGCUUCUCACUUGCUUCUUGAAGCCAACUGCUCGUGAGCAUUUACUUUUGUGUUUAUCAUAAACUUAACUAUUUAUAUUUGUAUUUGUAAAUGUGUAUAAAUUAUAGGUUAAGUAAUGAGACUUUAAUGAAAGCAUAUUGUUUGUAAUAAUUUUUAUACUGACUGAUGUUACAAAAGUAGCUAUUGACAUACAAUACGAUUAACUAAAUCCGCGUAUAAGACACAUUGCGGUACUUGCCGCUUUCUCACUGUAACAGACUACUAUUUACCGUAUGUAUAUCAAGUAAUACUUAAUACUCAUAUUUUUAACAGUCGAAAUUCAAGCAACAACUACUCGUUACUCGUAACACGUUAGACAAGUUUCAAUAUGAUUAUUUAUGGGCAUUCGGAGAACUACUAGGGUCCUCAUUUACAUAUAUUAUUAUUGUAUUUGCUUCGGUAAUAAAUAUUGAUGGAAUGUGGAACCAAAUAUUUAGUAUGUACAAAAUAUUGUAGAUAAAUAUAAAAAGUAGUAAUAACUUAUUGUUAAUGGAGGAGAAUUUUAAAUUUUGAGCGCAAGCUGAAAAUGAGUAAAAAGUAUUAACAGAAUUGCAUUUAUUUAUAACAGUAUUCACACAAGCAAUGUUUAUACUUCAAUAUUCGAUGAACCUCAAGUUUCGGAAUUCUUAAAACAAAACAAAGAUAUUACAUUUUUAUAGAGCAAAUCAAACUCACAUAAUGCUGGAGACAAAAGAGAGCAGCAUUAUGUCAAUUUAAUGAACGAUAAAAUGAGAACGAUGACAUGAAAAAUUAAAAAAUCCAA
This is a messenger RNA of Bactrocera latifrons, 9216 nucleotides long. It is a transcript of the gene Dscam2, whose product is annotated as Down syndrome cell adhesion molecule-like protein Dscam2. The transcript has 22 exons. Gene Ontology annotation, biological process: cell-cell adhesion. Lineage: Eukaryota; Metazoa; Arthropoda; Insecta; Diptera; Tephritidae. Bases 1503 to 7457 code for a protein of 1984 amino acids. Gene Ontology annotation, molecular function: protein binding. The record is from RefSeq and is a predicted model, not a curated record.